AUGAACGAUAGAACCUAAUAAAUGGCAGAGGAUCCCUCUACAAAAGAGUUAAACAAUUUUGUGUAAACACUCCUCAAACAAAUGCAAGAUCGAUUCGAUGAAAUGCAAGGCACUAUCGUUUCUAGAAUUGAUGAUAUGGGAAAGCGCAUUGAAGACAUAGAAAAAAGUGUAACAGAACUAAUGAAUGACCUAGGAUUCUCUGAUGAUGAAAAAUGA
Paramecium tetraurelia is the source of this 216-nucleotide messenger RNA. RefSeq lists its product as uncharacterized. The record is from RefSeq and is a predicted model, not a curated record. Gene Ontology annotation, cellular component: cytosol; nucleus. Gene Ontology annotation, biological process: cellular heat acclimation. Gene Ontology annotation, molecular function: transcription corepressor activity. NCBI's taxonomy places the organism in Eukaryota, Ciliophora, Oligohymenophorea, Peniculida, Parameciidae. The transcript is spliced from 2 exons.